AUGCCGAAAAAAUCAAACAAGUGGGGUGGUCGUGGGAACAUGCGAGGAAACGAGGACAAGGCUUACUUCGGUCACGAUGAUCGUGUAGGAAGAAACGUUGGGAGAAGUGGUGGAACUCAUACUGGCCCCACCAAGCAUCGUGUUUCAUUUAAAACUCUUAGACCCAACAAUAGGGACAUACGUAAUUUGGCGUUGGCGAAUUUAGAUGAGGAUAUUCCGAUGAUCGGUAGUUCCAACAAUAAUACGAGGCAGGUGGUAAUCAACCAGAGAGAUAGACAUAGGGGUGACAGGGCAUGGGGAUCCGUAUCUCGUGGAAGGAACAGUCCUAUGCCAAAUAGAAAUUUCAAGGGAGGUCAGGCGGGCUCUAGAAUGCGGCCUUCCAUUAGCGAAUCCAAUUGGCACAGAGUCUUAAUACCAUAUGGUCAUAAGUAUGAAAAGGAUUAUGUUAUAAAUACUCUCUUAAAUUAUAUCGCACCUGAAGUAUUUGUUCCUUUAACAUACAAGAUAACAGAAAACGAUGCUAGUUUCUAUGUGGAUGAUUAUAAGAUUGCAAGUACAUUGGCAAAUUGCGAUCGCAAGAUUACGAUGAGCGAUGGAUUCAAACUGCUAGUAAAGUUAAAACCAGGAUUUCCAUCCUGCGACAUAGAUGACAAAUUGAAGGAACGAUUAAAACAGGCGAUGGUUAAGAGAUAUGUACAGGAAACGAAUGCUUUGGAUUUGUCCAAAUUUCAUCUUGAUCCUGAACUUUAUUCUGAUUACUUUUGUGCAUUGGCCUCUCCUGCUAUGUUUAUGACUGUGAUGGAUAUUGUAGGAGAACACAUACCAAAUUUAGAAGCCCUUAACCUGGAGGGUAAUAAGUUGCAGAACAUUGAGAGGCUUAGUGUGCUAUGUAAGAAGUUUUCCAAAUUGAAGAUACUUUAUAUUGGCGAUAAUAAGAUUAGAAGCAUUCAUCAGCUAGAUAUCAUUAAGGAUCUGAAAUUGGUUGAAUUGAAGUUAACUGGAAAUCCUUUCUGUAACAAGUAUAAAUCUCGGCAAAAUGACUAUGUUGGCGAUGUUCGGAGAAGAUUUCCUAAGCUGCUGCGUUUGGAUGGCAUAGAAUUGCCACGACCGAUUGUCUUCGAUGUGGUUGACGACGCUGCCAAGAUUCCCUCGUCACAGAGAAUGUUUGUCACCAAUGCAAAAGUACAAGAAAUUGCGAGUCAGUUCUUACAACAGUAUUUCAUAAUAUUUGAUAGUGAUAACCGACAACCUCUACUUGACGCAUAUGAUGAACAUGCAUGCUUUACGAUAACCACUUCUCCCAAUAAUAAGUUACAAGGGUAUCUUAUGGAAAAUCGGAAUUUAUUCAGAAUAACAGACACGAUUAAAAGACAAAAAUUAUUGAAACAAGGUAGAUUGCCUGUAGUUUCCUUUGUGUCAGAAAUGCCAAGAACAAAACAUUUAUUGAAUACCUUUACGAUGGACAUCUCUCUUGCUACACAAACGAUGAUGUUCAUCACAAUAACGGGCUAUUUCCAAGAAGUCGAUAACAAAGACGAGCCCAUCCGCUACUUCAACCGGACAUUCAUAAUUGUUCCGGAAGGUGGAGGAUACUGUAUUCGAAAUGAGCAGUUGCAUAUUAGUCAGCCAACUGAGGCGCAGCUGAAGCAACUGCACCAACAAUUAAGUCAACUAAACAAUCAGCAAACCCAGCUGACGACGCCAGCGUUAGAAUCUAUAGAGACGAAGCCUAUGGCAACGGAGCUUAGCGACGAUAUAAAACAGCAGAUGACAAUGACAUUGAGUCAGCAUACAAAUAUGAAUCUGGAAUGGAGUUUGAAGUGCUUGCAAGAGACGCAGUGGAAUUACGACAACGCUUUAUCUGCCUUUCAAGAAUUUUAUAAGCGUGGACAGAUACCGCCAGAAGCAUUUACAAAAUAAACACGUAAUGUGAGUAGAAAACUUGUUACUGUGAUGAUAAGUCGUAAGUCCAAGAGUGUAAAAUAUCAAAUUCUAUUCUACUUCUACUUCGUUUAUAUUCUUAUAUUUGUUUCUCACAAGUAUACUUAUUUGUAUCUUGCAUCAAAACCUGAAUAGAAAGCAUCUAGAUAUUUAUUGCUUGCCAGUUUUGUAUCUCUGGUAACGACAGAUAGAUUAUUAUUUUUGCAAAAAAAGAAAAAAAACGAAUAUAUUAAUACACGCCAAUAUAAUUUUUUUGAAGAGCUUUACAAUUUGUCUUAUUUGACCUUAUAACAUUACACACAGAAUCUGCAUGAAAGUUGUUAAAAAUCACAAUUCUAAUUUCAUUGUAAUCUUGAUGUGUACAAAAAAUUAUUUUUUUUAUAUUAUGAUUCUUAACAAAUUUCAUAUACAGGGUGAUUAUUAAUGAAUGUCCCCACUUUUUACUAUAGGAGCCUGAUUUACUGACGGAUAUGUAUUUCUAACAUAUAUUAGAAAUUACAAAUGCGUGCUCCUAUGGUAAAAAGUGGGGACAUUCAUUAAUAAUCACCUUGUACAUAUAUGUGUAUAUACAUUAUAUACAAUAUAUUAAUUAACAGCAUCAAUAAAAAUUAAACUAAAAAACUUCCGUAAUAGAAUUGUAUAUCAUAAUUUUUUUAUAAAGAUCUUGUUUAUGCUUACAAUAAAAUUAGAACUGUUAUUUAAUUUAAAAUAUAAAUACAUGUAUGAAACUUGUAAUAAAAUAUAUCUAUAUAUGCAGAAAAACAAGAUCGCCUACACGCUGACAAGCGUACGGUAUGCAAAGGAGAAGAAUAAAAUAUAAAUUUUUAUUGAUCACUGUUAAAAUCACUGUGAUCGUUACAUAGAAUUAAGCAAAAAAAUGCACAUUUGGCCUAGCACUAUUCUUCUUACUUCUUCAACUUGUACGCAGUUUAAAUGUCAAUUGACGUUUGGAUUGCGCGGAAAAUAGGGGGAAAACUUUAAAUUGAUCAAAAUGUGCAUUUUUUGCUAAGCUCUGUUAUAUACAAAUUGAGAAAUGAGACUAACUGAAUAUUCUUUUAUUUUUAUAUUUUAAUAUCAUUAAUAUCAUUUGUACAUUUUUUAUUGGUGCUGUUAUAUUGACAGUAUAUAAAUUGGAAAUAGAUUACAUGUACAUUAAAUUUGUAAGACAAAUUGGAUUUCUAAUCAACGUGGAAGAUAUAUACACACACACACACACACACACACACACACACACACACACACACACACACACACAUAUUGUAAUAAUAUUUAUUAUAAAUCUCCAAUUUCAAAUCAGGUUUUGAUAUACAAUAUAGAAAUAUUCAUUUAAAAAUUUAAAAGAUACGAAAAGACAAAAAAAUUUAGUUACAAUUUUUAUAGACGAGAGAAACAAUUGUUAAUUUCACAGUAAGCAGAUAUGAUUAAGCACACACAUCUAUAAUCAAAUUUAUAAUAUAGUAUAAUAUUAGUAGUAAAACAUUCUUUGGUGUGUAAAAGAAUUAUAUACCACUUGGUAUUAAACAUUUUGUGAUGUAUAUUUGAUCACACGUUCACAACCACACGCGCACACAUAUAAGUAUUUGCAAUAUACAUUAUAAUCUCUAAACUGUCAAUCAUGUUUUUCGAUUUAUAAACGAAAAAAAUUUAUAUUCCAUUAACAUCUUGUUAUUAUCGGAUUCGUCGACGUUUCUUAUUCAACAAUGAUGUUAGAUAUAGAAAAGUUUAGAUUGAUUGUAUUCAAGACGGACAAAGUCGCUAAUCUAUUUGCUGAGUAAGUAAUUUGAUCGAUUUUGUCCAGCUUGAACAUGGUCACUCUUUAAUUUAAACUUAAAGAUAAAACACAGAUAAAAGAGAUAUUGAUAUUUUUUAUUCAAAAAGAAUGUAAAAAAUAAAAAAGGGAUUUUUAUAUUAUACGGGAAAAUUUACUUCUAUUUAUAAUAUAUAUAAAAAAUACAUAUAUUUAAUACAUAUAUUUAAAAAAUUAAAAAGUAUCUAUCUCUCUCUCUGUGUUGAAAGUUUUUUGUUCGUAUUUGUAAAGGACAUCUUACAAUAUCCUCUGUAACUAUAUCUAAUAUCACAGUUAAUUUAAAAAUUUAAAUAAAAGAAAUGUACAUUUCUUUUUGUAUAUUUAAAAAUCAAUUUUUUCAAAUGUAGAAUUAAGUUUUUGGUCUAUUAACUGGAUCUUGUCGAUUCUAUAAAUUUUAGAUUUUGUUAAUAGAUCCAAUUAAUAGAUCAAAAACGUGCGUAAAUAGAAAUCGAAUUUUGACAUUCAUAUAUGCAUUUCUAGAAGUCUCGAACAUCAUUUAGUUAGCAGAAAGCAUAUAUACAUCAAAUAAUCUCUUUAAGGAGAUAGUUAGUACUAUUUUCUAAAAAAACAACCAAUUUCUCAAAAUUGUCAUUUAACAAAUACGUUGAUACAAGCGCAAUUGAGAAACUUUUUUAUAAAUUGUAAAUAGUGUCAUAAAAUAUAGAUUUAUGCGUUCAUCGUUACGCAUGUUUUAAGUGAGCCACAGCGAUCGCUUACAUUAUGUGAGUAUAAAUUAUUCAACCGAGUAAUAUUUCGUGACGGAGAUUUAACUUUUUUUGUACAUUUCAUAUGAUAUAUGUUUGCAUAUAUACAAAAUACAAUCUUUAGUUUUUUUUUUCUUAUUAUGGAUGUGGUUUCCACACCACGUACACAUGCACAAGGGACAAAGAGUAACAAGCGCUGUAUACCAGGAUGAUGUUCUGAUAGUUUCAAAUCGAGAGCAAUAUCUUGGUGUAUUUUUAACUGGGAUUCCUAACUUGAGAGCCAGAUAACACACCAGAGCAGUGGUAGUCCAAAUUCCAGAUAUUAUCUGGUAUAAAUCACAAAGGUGUAAAGUCGGCGUAACUCUUUUGAAGCCAUUGAAGGUUUCUAGAACAUGAUGGAGGUGAACAAGUUUGCUGUGAGAUACAGCAAUUGUUUAAGCACAUCACGGCAUUCUGUGAUAUAUGCGCUCAGCUUAUAUCGUCACAGUGGUGGGAAUGACAAUGGGUUCUGCAUUUCUCACUUGAACCACAAGAGACUUUCUAUGUGCCUAAGAAACAGAUGUAAUCCUCAGUGCAGAUGUGUUUUUCGUUUUACUUUCGUAUACUUAAACCGUAUCACACAUAAUGACAACUCGCGUGGUAGCGUGGGAGAUUAUAAUAAAAACAUAAAUGAUGAGAAAGAGUGGAAAGAAAUAAUUUAUACUCACAUACUCGUACGCAAUAGUUUUAAUUUUAAAAAAAGUAUGUAAUACACGCAUGUCUUACGAUUACAUGAAGAUACGCGCGAAAUAUCAAAAGAAGAAACUUACAUACAUUACAUACAUUUUUAAGCAGAACGUUCUUUUUCAUGUUCAUAUGUGCAAGGAAAGUGAUUUAUUGUUAAUAGAUACUUUUCAUUUGUAAAAUUUGUUUUCAAGUUGUGCAAGUGUAAAAACGUACUGAUAUAAAUAUUACAAAAAGUAAACAUUGUUAUUCUUGCUUUGUAAAGAAUAAAUAUCAUCAAGUAAUUAAUGUAUGUAACUAAUGGCCAAUACAUAAUGAUAAUGUAAAACUUAUGUGUAUUAAUAAGUUAUUGUAUUAAGAAAUUGCUUGUAUGAGCAAUAUUUGAUUGCUAUUAUGUAAUAUAAAUAAAAAAAAUGAUAUUUUAUAAA
Solenopsis invicta (red fire ant) is the source of this 5603-nucleotide messenger RNA. Its product is annotated as nuclear RNA export factor 1. Bases 1 to 1920 code for a protein of 639 amino acids. Gene Ontology annotation, molecular function: protein binding; RNA binding. Gene Ontology annotation, biological process: poly(A)+ mRNA export from nucleus. Gene Ontology annotation, cellular component: cytoplasm; nucleus. The record is from RefSeq and is a predicted model, not a curated record. The transcript has 10 exons. NCBI's taxonomy places the organism in Eukaryota, Metazoa, Arthropoda, Insecta, Hymenoptera, Formicidae.